ACUCGACAGCCAACAAUUUGAAGCUUUGAACAGAUAGCAGAUCGUACACUCCGUUGGUGUAGAAGCCGGGUUUUACAACUUUUCAUUAUUAAAAGAAGUAGAGCAGAGUAGUCUCCGUUCCUGGCCGAUCCACCAUGGCCUCCUUCUUCUGGCCUGGGCCGCCGGGAGCGCAGCCGGUGGGCGACCUGCAGGUGGCGAAGUUGGCGCUGCUCGUCGCCGGCAACGGGUUCAUCUCGCCGUCGUCCUACCUCCGCCGCUGCUGCGACGACGACGGCCCGUGCUUCGUCGACGGCGCUGGGGAGAGGUGCUUGCACCUGGCCAACCUCGUCACCGCCAUGCUCGGGCUGGCCCUCGUGCUCGGCCAGAUGGCAUUCUUCUCGGCGGCGGCGUUCCGGCCGCAGGUGGCCUCGGUCACUGUUGCUGCGCGGUGGAUUGUCAGCCUCGCCAAGCUCGCCACGGUUGGGACCCUCCAGCUUUGGGUCUAUGUUUUCUGCUUGUGCCUGAAAAUGUUGUGCAUCAGAUACUAAUUAGCUUCUCGUCCUUGCAACUCUCUUCUGUCGUGCUGAUAUGAUGUGAUUCUUUCAUUCUUUGCGUCCAAAAACCAAAACCACUAUGUAUUUCAGUGACUGGAUCAGAUGGAUAUUAACAUGAGGUGGUGUACUGUGUACACCUGUACAAUGAAUAUUGCAUAUUACAGUCUCUGUACAAACAAUUAUUUAGUUGCUGGUGGGCUAAUCGGCUCAUAAUGUUAACGAAAGCACUUGUACUGCUUGUAACGACUACGCUAUAUUAUGGAAACGGAGG
Oryza sativa Japonica Group (Japanese rice) is the source of this 804-nucleotide messenger RNA. RefSeq lists its product as uncharacterized. The record is from RefSeq and is a predicted model, not a curated record. NCBI's taxonomy places the organism in Eukaryota, Viridiplantae, Streptophyta, Magnoliopsida, Poales, Poaceae.